Molecule: messenger RNA, 1953 nt
Organism: Thermothielavioides terrestris NRRL 8126
Lineage: Eukaryota; Fungi; Ascomycota; Sordariomycetes; Sordariales; Chaetomiaceae
Exons: 2
Coding region: 239-1798 (519 amino acids)
Source: RefSeq, a predicted model, not a curated record
UUCCGAUGUUUCUGGUAACAAAUCACAAACGUUCCGGAAGGACCUCGGCCAAGCUUCCUAGCAGCGUGCGUAUGGCAGGCAUCGCCUAUGACCAAGAACUAGAUAAAUGAUAAAUGACCGGGCGUCGAGGUUGAUCGAGAGUUGCGUCACCACGUCGGGGUGGCCGGAACGGAUAGACAAGAGAUCUGAUUCCCAGGGUAUCAACGCAGCGCUUACACAGCAAAACAACAGAAACAACAUGGACAAUCUCAUGAGACGUGCUGCACUGGCAGCCUUGCUGCUAUCUCCAAACGCAGCAGACGCGCAAACAACCUCCGCCGCACUGACGACAAGCUCGUCGUCAACUGCAUGCGCAACCGUCCUGACCCCGUCUUAUUCGCCGCCAGUCGUGAGCCCCGGAUGGAAGGCCCAGCUGAUCGCCACGGGCCUGUCGAGGCCCCGCGGCCUGAAGUUCGACAGCAAGGGCGGGCUGCUCGUGAUUGAAGCCGGCGUCGGGCUUAGGCGUUUGACCUUUACGGACAACGGAGGCACUUGCCUAUCUGUCAAGACCAACAAGACCGUGAUCGCAGACAAGGAGCUCAACCACGGCCUGGAGCUGUCCGAGGACGGCAGGACGCUGUACGUCUCGUCAACCGAGAACGUCUACAGCUACAGCUACGACCCUGACGCCGCCACCGUGAGCAACCAGCAGCGCCUGGUGUUCAACAUGAGCAACGCCAACGGCGACCACGUCACGCGCACGCUGCUCCUCUCCCGGAAGCAGCCGGACCUCCUGCUCGUGUCCCGCGGCAGCUCCGCCAACAUCGACCCGCUCGCGGCCCAGCAGUCCUCGGGCAUCUCGCAGAUCCGCGCCUUCAACAUCUCCUCCAGCGCCACCGCUGCCCGCCGCGGGCCCUACAACUACCCGACCGACGGCCUGCUGGUCGGCUGGGGCCUGCGCAACUCGGUCGGCGUGGCCGAGCACCCGGUGACGGGCGGCAUCUGGUCGGUGGAGAACAGCGCCGACGACGUGCGGCGCGAGGGGCGCGACGUGCACGAGGACAACCCGGGCGAGGAGCUCAACUUCCACGGCGUCCUGCGCGACCCGGCCACGCUGGGCGCCAACCACGGCUACCCGUCCUGCUUCGCGCUGUGGAACACAACCGCGUUCCCGGCCCUCGGCAACCUCACGGUCGGCAGCCAAUUCGCGGAAUCGCCCAACGCCACGCUCAACGACACGACCUGCGCGCGCACCGCGCGCCCGCCGCGCCUGACCUUCCGCGCGCACAUGGCCCCGCUCGACCUCAAGUUCGACGACGACGACGACGGCAGUGCGCGCGCCGCCUUCGUCUCGUUCCACGGCAGCUGGGACCGCGACCGCGCGGCCGGCUACAAGCUGGCGCGCGUGGCGUUCGACGCGGCGAGCGGCGAGCCCGCCGAGCCCAGCGACAGCGUCGCCGCCGCCGUCGACGUGCUCGCCGCCCCGGACGUGCUUGCCUGUCCGGGCGCGGGCGGCGGCGGGUGCAUGCGCCCGGUCGGGCUGGCGCUGAAUGGCACCGGGGCCGGCCGGCGGCUGUUUGUGUCGAGCGACGCGACGGGGGAGAUCUGGGUCGUCAUGCGCGCUGGGGAGGGAGGAGAGGGCGGCGGUGGGGGGACGGCGACUGGGACUGCUGGGGCGCCAGCGAGCAGUACGUCGUCUGCAGCGGCCGCGGUCGCGCCGCUGGUGGGUUUUCGGGGUGCGGGCUGGGGAGGAUGGGCGGCGGUGGUUGGAGUGACGGUAGCGAUGGCGGCUGUUGGAGGGUUAGUGAUUGCCGGUUGAAGAGACGUCGUUGAUCAUUGGGCGGAACACUAAGAAUCGGGCUUCGAGUGGUACUGUACGACCUUUGUACGGAGUGGUUCUUGGAAUAUAAGGUCAGGUAGUUAGCCACACGCAGCCUGGCGCAAUCCCGUGAGCAUCCAACCGCCGCUCCCUUG